Molecule: messenger RNA, 3861 nt
Organism: Amyelois transitella
Lineage: Eukaryota; Metazoa; Arthropoda; Insecta; Lepidoptera; Pyralidae
Product: MAPK regulated corepressor interacting protein 2
Exons: 5
Coding region: 80-532 (150 amino acids)
Source: RefSeq, a predicted model, not a curated record
AUACUAGUUUCAGAUCGGUCUCAUAAUCCGUGUGUGACUUUUUACGUUUAUUUUUUUAAUUUCUGAGCUAAAUUAUAAAAUGUAUACUGUCUCAAAAGGGCCUAAUAACAAGAUUUUCGCAAAAACUCGAAGGGGCAUAUCUCAGAACUUAGAAAGACUGGAUAGUCGAAAGGAUCAAAGCAGAAAGUCUUCGGAAUCAGACAAUGGAGAAGUUAUCAAUAUGCCCAAACCAGUAUUUCAUUCCAAUGGCAAAAAGACAGUCCACCAGAGAAUACAGCACCAUGUGAUAACUCCACAACACGAGGAAAUUAUUAGGUAUAUAAGUGAAACGUGGACACAAACAGCAUAUGGUGACAGUGAGCCGUCAACACCUACAAGUACAAAUGGUUCAGGCAGUUCGUCCCCCGCGCCGCCCUCUAACCUCUACUACCAAGACGAAGCGCCAAGCCCGGUCCUUCGGGACUUCAAACCCUUCGACCUGGAGACGUGGUGGGGCAAACGAUUGUUCCAGAACAUCACCAAUUCCCUCUGAGCCUCCGGACCAUCCCCCGGGAAGGUAGCCCGCGAUAGCGUAAGUCACAAUCAACUGUAGUUUACUAAGUUUUAUACGCGUUUGUAACUAUUUUAAAGUUUGUUAAGGCGGUAGAUAUAUUGAAAUAUUGUUUUUAGCCUAACGCGCAGAUUUUAGGUUCAAUUUUGCGAAUAUAUCACUGUCGUAUAAGCGUAAGGAUAACAUAACUUGAUGAAAGACUAUGCAGCGAAAUCUCAAUGUAUCGCUCUUUUUAAAAUGAAUUAGAUCAAACUUAUGAAUAAGCUUAUAAUUUUAGAACUAAAUAAACACCCUUACUUAAAUUUGAACCUAUUAGCAUACAAACGAUUCCUAUUGGCCCAUUGUUACAAAGAACACGUUGCAACGAAAAGAAUACAUGCUCCGAUACCAAAACAGUGCGCCGGUAGAACCUGCUAAGAAAUAUAUUUUUUAUAGGUUACAUCACAAUUAUAAAUACCUCUUAUAUUUAAACUAGUUUUUUAUUUUUAUUUUCAUAGUUAAUAUUAGCUUUUUAUGUUUUUACCAGCAUUAAUAUUACAAUGAAGUAUUUGUUCACCAUGAACCUUGAUAAACACCAAUUUUCAUACCACCAGAUUUACAAACUAUUUAAUACUGUAAAUAGCAUAUUUUUAAUUGCUUAAAAUAACUGAAACUGGCAUGCAAUAUAAAAAAACGUCACCAUAUUUGUACAGUCAUCAUAAACACGGAAAUUUACAUUUAAAUUAGUACAAUUAAUUUAUCGACAUAUUAAUUAUGUAUAUUAUGUUUCAGAUAAUACCGAACAGUUGUAAAAAUAUUAGUAACCUUCGGUUGAUUGUGGAUCUCAGUAGUUAGUUACGUCAUAUCUUAAGAAAAAAUUUCCAUACGCUCAAAUUCUUUUUGCGAUUAUGAUGUUGGAACCAAUAUUCUUUAAGAGUGUUUUGUUUAUUGAAUGUUAUAGUUUUUGUUGUUAUAUCUUCUUUUUUCGUAGGUGACCAAAGAAUGCAAUGUAGUUACUCAUAUUGUAGUGCAAUAUAAACCAAAAAUUUGCCAAAUUUAUAUGUCAUAAAGUUUCGAAUAAAAUUUGAAAAUAGAAAAUCGCUAUUAUCUUUAAGAAUUAAGUCAAUUGUUUUCUAUAAGACUCCAUCAAUAUGGACGUGUUAUAGGCGGUUGGACGUCCUUUAAAAAUGAUUUAUUAAUUGCAGUAUUUAACUUUCAAAUACUUAAAAAAUAGCCACAAAAUAAAUUAUGUACUAAAAUCAUCUUUCAGGCUUUAAAAACAUCAUUUUUAUUCCCUGUAUAAUAAUGGCCUUUUUAAAUUUGUAAAAAAUAUUUUUACGGUAUAAUUGUAAGGUGAUUUUCACAUACAAGUUUAUUACGACACUGAAUAUUUAGUAUACUAAUGUAUUAAGGAUUUAAUUAUAUUAUUCUUUUUGUAAAAUUGCAGCUUUGUACAUUUUUAACAAAGUAUAUAUUCGUCAAAAUUCAUAAAAAGUGCCUCAACAAUGCGAAUGAUACAAAUUUAGAUUAUCUACCUAAAAAUGGCGUCACUAGCGUUUUGAAUAACUAAUAAAUUUUACAAAAUUGUAAAUACAUUAUUACAAAAAUAUAAUUCAAAAAUAUUAUGAAAAUCGCAAAUUGGUACCUUUAUCCCAUGUAAACCACUAUUCUAAGUUUGACAAACUAAAGGAAAUGAACCUUGUAAAUAUAUACUAGAUAUAAAUUGUUUGCACCAUCUUUUGGUAGAUGAUAUAAGAUCGCAGUUUGUGAUAGGUUACUUACUUACUUUUCAAAACCCCGCUCUACAGCAGCUGCUAUCUACUAUGGCAGCAAAAACGUGAUUGUUAAUUAAUUGUAGAUGCUUUUUUAAUUGGUGUUGUGCAUAUUAUAAAUCAGUGUUGUGAUGUUGAAACAAUUUGAAUUUUUAUAGUUACACAAUGCCUCUAAGAGCAAGCUCUCCUCUCUAUUCCAUAUUAUGAAGUGUCGUUUAACAUAUUUACAAGUAUUAAACAAAUCAGUUGAAUUUUAUAAGUUUAUUGUAACAUCAUCAUAAAUAUGACAGAAUAUAUAAGUCCCAUGAAUUAAAUCCUUAUAAGACUCUAAUAGGAUUUCAUUUAUAACUUUCAUUUUAAAUUACAUACGAUCUAAGCUAGAUCUUCAAAGCCAACAAAACUUGUAUCUAUUUGUUCGUUAAAUUUUUAAAUCUGCCUAUUGUCAAAAAAUCUUAAUAAAUGAAAAAGAGAGACUGCUUCCAGUCUUAUCGAUAUCUCGGCCCCAUUGGUCGAUAAAAAGAUAUCGUUUAUUGCGUUAGGAGUCGCCUCGUUAUAGUUAAAUGAAAAAUAGUACAACGGGGGAUUCUUCGUGAAACAAUCUCUUUCUAUCAAGCUCAGGCUGGAAGGAAACCUAAAAUGGAUGGAGUGUCCCCUUAGUACAGUUGAAAUAUUUCAAACUGUAUGUUCAAGCAGACACAUUACAUAUGUAUAGUACGAAGUUGGUACGAAUAUUUUGGUUCGCCAUUAACAUUUUUAACAGGCAGUUGGUUUUUUUUCCUCCAAACGGUAGAUCAUGUAAAGGUCGAUUUUUAAACCACAUUGUCAAAGUCAAGCUGAUUUUCUAAGAAAAUAUAAUCACAUGUAUGUAUGUAUAGUUACCGUUUUAGAACUGUUUGUUGAAGCAUAAAAAGCGCCGUUGUACUUGUAUGUUGCACUUAUAGCUUCAUUCUGGAGCUGAAUAAUGUCUUCCAGAAAAUUAUAUAAGUAAUCUUUAGAAUAUUGGUUUUUUUGUUCUUUUUUUUUACAUGACAACUAACGGUAUAUUGCGUCGCCGCUAUUUCCCCUGAGGCUACUGUAAGUGAUAUUUUAACAUUUCUAUCAAAACAGCAAUAGAAUGAUGUUUAUGUACAUAUUUUUUGUUUUCAUAGAUUAUUUUAUAUUUUCAGAUAUUCUGAUUUUAUAUUAUAUUUUCGUCUUUGGACGUUUGUUGGAAUAACAAUCAUUUACAGUAGUGUCUUACGUAAGAAUUUUAUGGUAAAACAUAUUAUUAUUACAUAGUACUGAAUAACUCAGUAAUUGAUCCUUUUGUACACUGCUAAAUCUAAAAAUACAUUGUAUCUGUAAAAGAUUUGCAUAUGUAUUGAAAUAAUACGAGUGUGCAUUCAUUACAAGUGGUUUAAUUUGCAAAGGCAAUAAAUGCACGAAUUUUAGUAUAGUUUUUAUCCUUUUAGAUGAAAUAUUUGAGUCAUAGUAGAUAAAUCGCAGGAGAAUAUUUUUAGACUGAUUUAGUUGUAAAAGUUAUGCUUUGUUGUAGUUGAAUAAAAACCGUCUGACAAUGUU